AUUUUUUUAACUUUUAUUUUUCUCUAUCAAAGCAUUUUCCUUCUUCGGCAUUUCGAAGGCCAAAUUCUUAUGUUUUGAUCGACUAAACUUAAAUGGAUCUAUCUAAAGUUAAACAACUAACUGAUUGGUUGAAAUCCACAUCGAAAGAAAAGGCUUCGAUCUCGGCUCGUAUAAGGGUUGUUGAUGAAAUAUCACUGGGAAGGUGCAUCACCACUGAUGAAGCAGUUAAGAAAAAUGAACUUUUACUGAGUGUGCCGAACCAGUUUCUUUUGAACUAUACAACUGUGCUUCAACAUUUAUCUUAUAGUAAUAACGGUAUUGAUCAGUUUUUAAGAAAAAGGAUUUUACAGUUCAACAAUAGAGUAUAUGCCACAAAUGCAGAUGAGAUUACUUUUCUCUACUCCAAACUUGAUUGUGAAAAACUUUUAAGUUUAACAUCUCAUCAAUUGUUGACCCUUUUCAUUUGCUUAGAAAGAAAAAGACACGAAUCUUCAUUUUGGUACCCGUUAUUUUCUUGUUUUCCAGAAUUGAAUGAAUACAAAGCCAUUCCUAUGACAUGGAAUUUGAAAAUUGCUUCGGAACAUCACGUUAAGCUUUUUGGUCUUUUACCUAGAUCUGUGUUGAACCAUGCAAAGUCCCAAAGCAAUCAAUUCUAUUCCGAUAUUGAAACCAUUGGUUCAGUAUUGAAAGAACAAGAUGUGAUUUUAACUGAGAGUGAAUAUUUGUGGGCUUGGCUGGCAAUAAAUACCAGAUGUUUAUACUACAAGCUACCAAAAUACUUACCGAUAACAGAGAAGACAGAGAGCGAAGCAAGUAAUAUUACCUUGGUUCCAUUUGUAGACUUCAUAAACCACAGGUGUGAUGAAUCUAACUGCUUGGCACGUGUAUCAAAAUCUGGCUAUGAAGUUUUAGCCACAGGAAAUAUUUCAAUAGGUACUCAUUUGUGGUUUACUUAUGGACCGCACAAUGAUGAGUUUCUUCAAUCUGAAUAUGGCUUCUCAACAUCUAAAAUGACUGAAAAGACCUGGGAUUAUACAAGUUUCAACAGGUAUAACACCAUCGAUUUGUCCCCUAUAAUAACGAAGCUAUUAUGCUCAACGACGAAAAAGAAAAUUUAUACAUGGUUAAAGCAAACUAGAUAUUAUGACGAUUAUACUUUGGGUGUGGAAAACAUUUCAUCGACGAAAGAUGGAAAAGUUAAAAUUUCUGUAAAACCUUCUUACAGAACACGAAUUGCACUUGCAUCUCUAACUGAACGAAAUGAAGAUUUUUACUAUGAUAGUUCACAGGAUAACAUCGAAUGUCCUCCAAACCUAAGAAAGUUUUAUGAAGGUUUUAAUGAUGGGGAAUACUACAAAAAGACUGAGGCAGUUUUGCUUGACAAAAUCUUAGCUAAGAUUAAACAAGAGAUAGGCCUCAAACUUGAAGCUUUAAGCAAGCUGGAUACUGCGGGAUCAGUGGAACACGUUGCUGUGGAAAAUUUGCUUUCAAACCAAAAGUUUUUGCUAAAUUCAUUUGAUUAGAUUAUAUAGAUUAAAAAAGUACCGAUAAUGAUAAAAAAAGCGACUAGAAUAACCGAAAACAGAACAAUAUGUACAUGAAUUGAAAAAAAGAAAAUGUGCAUCAUACACUUGAAUCAGAAAAGGUU
Molecule: messenger RNA, 1648 nt
Organism: Pichia membranifaciens NRRL Y-2026
Lineage: Eukaryota; Fungi; Ascomycota; Pichiomycetes; Pichiales; Pichiaceae
Exons: 1
Coding region: 93-1523 (476 amino acids)
Biological process (GO): peptidyl-lysine trimethylation; peptidyl-lysine monomethylation
Molecular function (GO): protein-lysine N-methyltransferase activity; protein binding
Source: RefSeq, a predicted model, not a curated record